This is a messenger RNA of Propithecus coquereli (Coquerel's sifaka), 771 nucleotides long. Its product is annotated as transmembrane protease serine 11B-like. The transcript is spliced from 4 exons. The annotation marks the transcript as partial. Gene Ontology annotation, biological process: proteolysis. The record is from RefSeq and is a predicted model, not a curated record. NCBI's taxonomy places the organism in Eukaryota, Metazoa, Chordata, Mammalia, Primates, Indriidae. Gene Ontology annotation, molecular function: serine-type endopeptidase activity. Gene Ontology annotation, cellular component: plasma membrane.
CGACUGGUCAACAAUAUCAUAUCUGGCAACAAAAUCGUAAAUGGAAAAAAUGCCCUGGUGGGGGCGUGGCCGUGGCAGGCCAGCAUGCGGUGGAAAGGCAAACACAACUGCGGAGCCUCUCUGAUCAGCAGCAGGUGGCUGUUAUCUGCAGCUCACUGCUUUGCUGCGAAAAAUAAUUCAGAAGAUUGGACUGUCAACUUUGGAACUAUAUUAAAUAAACCAUAUAUGACACGGAAAGUCCAAAACAUCAUUUUUCAUGAAAAUUAUAGCAGUCCUGCUAUUGAUAACGAUAUUGCCCUUGUGCAGCUUGCUGAAGAAAUUUCUUUUACGAAGUACGUUCGUAGGAUUUGUCUUCCUGAAGCCAAAAUGGAGCUUUCAGAAAAUGACAGUGUUGUAGUUACGGGAUGGGGAACACUUUAUAUGAAUGGUCCCCUUCCAGUGAUACUCCAAGAAGCCUUUUUGAAGAUUAUUGACAACAAAAAUUGCAACGCCUCACACGCGUUGUCUGGUUUGGUGAAAGAUGAAAUGUUAUGUGCUGGAUUUAUGUCAGGAGAAGCUGAUGCAUGUCAGAAUGAUUCUGGUGGACCGCUAGCUUAUCCUGAUUCCAGAAAUAUCUGGCACCUUGUUGGAAUAGUAAGCUGGGGUGAUGGAUGCGGUAAAAAGAAUAAGCCAGGUGUCUACACGCGAGUGACUUCCUAUCGCGAUUGGAUUACUUCCAAGACUGGACUCUGAAAGCAAAGUAAUUAUAAACUAAAACAUAAAGACAAUUAU